Molecule: messenger RNA, 666 nt
Organism: Dentiscutata heterogama
Lineage: Eukaryota; Fungi; Glomeromycota; Glomeromycetes; Diversisporales; Gigasporaceae
Source: the annotation of a GenBank genome assembly
UGCGCAGGAAUUUAAACUUGGUGGAAAACUCCUCCGAGUAGUUAAAAAUCAAACAGAGGGAAUUAUGCAACAUCAAUUAAACAAUCAAGAAUUUGGUGUAAACGAAUCCGAUAAACUUAAAGUAUUAGGUGGUGAUGUUGAAAAGAUUGCAAGAUAUAAUAAUGAAUCAGAAUGGUUAGAAUCCUUAAGAAUUUAUGAUAAUUGUGAAAUUAUCAUGUAUAAUGAUAAAUUAUCACUUUAUGAGUUACUUCCAGAAAAAUUGAAAUUAAAAGUGAGAAAAGUUAAUGGCUUGAAAGUAUUUUAUUCAAAUGUCUUGACUACUAAUUAUUUUAGAGGUCAUUUUAUAAUUAAAAUUCCUAAACCACCAAGUAUUUCAACGUUUAAAGGUUAUAAAAUAUUUGCUUCUAUUUUUAAUACAGUAAAUAGAGAGCCUUUCAACACGUUUAGCAUUAGAAUAGAUUAUCAAGAUUCCGAUAAUCCAUAUUUUGUAAUUCAUUGCCUUGAGCCAGUUACGGAAAAUUCAACACCAACAAGUCUUUUAAUACCUUGGAUGGUUAUUGGAUAUGAAGAAAACCUUCCAUCUGAACCGUUUUCAAUUAAUCCCGCAAGCUAUAUAAAAUAUAUUUGGACUAAAAAUCAUGAUGAAGCAGAAAUAGAAAUUCCAGG